AUAUUACGUGGCUAAGGAAGGAAGAAAGAGAAAGGGAAAAUCGCCGGUAACUUCUGUACAGUUCCAUUCACUGCAGUCAGGCCAUAGAAGAAGGUCCUGCUUUCCGAUCUUCGAAGAAUUGGCUAACUUGAAGGAUCCAUUUUCCCUCUAAUUGCAAGAUCCAAGCUUUGUCGGAAGAGCUCAGAACCCAGAUGCGAAUGUCUCCUCCUGCUCAUUCGCAGCGAUCCCCAUCGCCUUCUCAACCAUCCGGAAAAGGAGAGGUCACGGAUCUGAAAGGGCAGCUCCGGCAGCUGGCUGGGAGCCGAGCUCCAGGGUCUGAUGAUUCCAAAAGAGAUCUUUUCAAGAAGGUGAUAUCCUACAUGACAAUCGGGGUGGAUGUAUCAUCUCUAUUCAGUGAGAUGGUAAUGUGCUCGGCCACUUCUGACAUUGUUCUAAAGAAAAUGUGCUAUUUGUAUGUGGGGAAUUAUGCCAAACACAAUCCUGAUCUUGCUCUUCUUACAAUUAAUUUUCUUCAACGGGAUUGCAAAGAUCAAGAUCCAAUGAUAAGGGGGCUUGCAUUGAGGAGUCUGUGUUCAUUGAGAGUUACCAAUUUGGUGGAAUACUUGGUGGGGCCUUUGGCUUCAGGAUUAACAGAUAGGAAUAAUUAUGUGAAGACGGUGGCAACAAUUGGGGUGUUGAAACUGUAUCAUAUAUCAGCUUCAACCUGUUUCGACUCUGAUUUUCCUUCAACUCUCAAGCACUUGAUGCUUAAUGAUCCAGAUCCCCAGGUAGUAGCCAAUUGUUUGUCUUCCCUACAAGAAAUCUGGAGUUUGGAAGCUAGCAAGUCUGAGGAGGCAUUGUCGGAGCGAGAAGCUUUGCUCAGUAAGCCUACAAUAUAUUACUUUUUAAACCGUAUCAAAGAAUUCAGUGAAUGGGCACAAUGUUUUGUUCUUGAUUUUGUAUCAAAAUAUGUACCCACUGACAGUAAUGAGAUAUUUGACAUCAUGAAUCUUCUGGAAGAUAGACUUCAACAUGCUAAUGGUGCUGUUGUCUUAGCAACGAUUAAACUGUUUCUGCAGUUGACACUAUCAAUGACUGACGUUCAUCAACAGGUUUAUGAACGAAUUAAAGCACCUCUGCUUACUCUGGUGAGUUCAGGAAGUCCAGAGCAGUCUUAUGCAGUUCUGGGUCACCUGCAUCUUUUGGUGAUGCGCGCACCAAUGCUGUUCUCUUCUGAUUAUAAACACUUUUACUGUCAAUAUAUCGACCCGUUUUAUGUGAAAAAAUUAAAGCUAGAUAUGUUGACUGUAGUGGCCAAUGAAAGUAAUACUUAUGAAAUUGUUACGGAAUUGUGUGAAUAUGUUGCAAAUGUUGAUAUUCCUAUUGCUAGAGAAUCCAUUCGUGCUGUGGGAAAAAUAGCUUUGCAACAAUACGAUGUCAAUGCUAUUGUGGAUAGGUUGCUUCAGUUCUUGGAAAUGGAGAAAGACUACGUAACAGCUGAAACUCUGGUUCUUGUAAAAGAUCUUCUAAGGAAAUAUCCACAAUGGAGUCAUGGCUGUAUUGCAGUUGUCGGGAACAUCAGCAGCAAAAAUAUACAAGAACCCAAAGCUAAGUCUGCUCUUAUCUGGAUGCUGGGAGAGUAUGCAGAGGAAAUGCAAGAUGCUCCUUAUGUUCUUGAAAGUCUUGUUGACAACUGGGAUGACGAACACUCUGCUGAAGUUCGUUUACAUCUCCUUACAGCAGUGUUAAAGUGUUUCUUGAGAAGGGCACCGGAGACUCAGAAAGCUCUGGGAGCUGCUUUGGCUGCGGGUCUUGCUGAUUUUCAUCAGGAUGUUCAUGACAGAGCCUUAUUCUACUACAGGAUCUUGAAACGUGAUGUUUCGUUGGCAGAACGUGUUGUGAAUCCUCCCAAACAAGCUGUGUCAGUCUUUGCCGAUACCCAAAACAACGAAAUCAAAGAUCGGAUAUUUGACGAAUUCAACAGCCUAUCUGUUCUAUAUCAAAAGCCGUCUUACAUGUUCACGGAUAAGGAACACAGAGAAGGUCAGUUUGCAUUUUCAGAAGAGAUUGGGAAUUUGUCAACAGGAAUAGAAACUGCAAUUAGUGUGGUACCUGCAGAGAUGGUGGAAGCGAGUGAUAACGAUCUUCUUCUAGGCAGUUCAGAAAAAGAAGAUAGCAUUAUCCCAAGCAGCAACGGUUCUGCUUACAAUGCUCCUCUUUACGAUCUCUCUUCUUCUUCUUCAACUCCCGCUUCACAACUAAACUUUGCAAUAGACGAUCUGCUUGGUCUCGGAUUGACAGUUGCACCCGAACCUAUCCCCGCCACCCUCAAGCUUAAUCCCCGACCCUCCCUUGAUCCCGCCACUUUCCAACAAAAAUGGCGCCAACUGCCUGUAUCCGUCUCCCAGGACACUUCGAUAACUCCACAAGGAGUGGGGGCAUUGACAACGCCUCAGGUUCUAUUGAGGCACAUGCAGGGGCAUUGUAUACAUUGCAUUGCAUCAGGCGGUCAAGCACCAAACUUCAAGUUCUUUUUCUUUGCUCAGAAAGCGGAGGAAUCAACAACCAGUUCUAGUACCUAUCUUGUAGAGUGUAUCGUGAAUUUGUCCACACGUAAAGCUCAAUUAAAGAUCAAAGCCGAUGAUCAGACAACUUCCAUGGCCUUUUCUGAUCUCUUCCAAUCUGCUUUGUCUGAGUUUGGAUUGCAAUAAGCCUCAUAACUUGUUGCAGCAGCCUGUUCUUAAUUAAUGGGAUUUUGAGUCUUCAAGAACGAAGACACAAGAUUGUGUAUUUGUAUGUGUUUGUGUUUGUGGGUUCAUCGGGAUAUGCAGAGAAAGGGGGGAAGGAAAUACUUUAUAAUAAUUUCGUUCAUGAAAACAUCACUACAUUCUUAAGAUAUUUCUAGGGUCAAUUUUAUACACUUUUAGAACUCUUGGGUUUUCCUUAAACCAGUUUCAAAGUUCAGGGGCCUAUUUGAUAA
Impatiens glandulifera is the source of this 2959-nucleotide messenger RNA. RefSeq names its product beta-adaptin-like protein A. Gene Ontology annotation, cellular component: membrane coat; clathrin adaptor complex. The transcript is spliced from 11 exons. Lineage: Eukaryota; Viridiplantae; Streptophyta; Magnoliopsida; Ericales; Balsaminaceae. Bases 192 to 2690 code for a protein of 832 amino acids. Gene Ontology annotation, biological process: intracellular protein transport; vesicle-mediated transport. The record is from RefSeq and is a predicted model, not a curated record. Gene Ontology annotation, molecular function: clathrin binding.